This is a messenger RNA of Anguilla anguilla (European eel), 14116 nucleotides long. RefSeq names its product spectrin beta chain, non-erythrocytic 4-like. NCBI's taxonomy places the organism in Eukaryota, Metazoa, Chordata, Actinopteri, Anguilliformes, Anguillidae. The coding region runs from base 414 to 8474 and encodes 2686 amino acids. Gene Ontology annotation, molecular function: actin filament binding; phospholipid binding; structural constituent of cytoskeleton. The transcript has 37 exons. Gene Ontology annotation, biological process: actin cytoskeleton organization. The record is from RefSeq and is a predicted model, not a curated record. Gene Ontology annotation, cellular component: cell junction; cortical actin cytoskeleton; plasma membrane.
UGCUCCGCAAUGAUGCCGCGUCUCUUGUAGCAUUGUUAAAAGCGGAGAGAGAACGAGCGUGUGUUCUGUAGGACAUUGGAGUGCGCCGGCUGGUUAUCUGGUCAAACAUAACACCGGCAGGGUACAUGCCAACCGCGUACCCCCUCAACCGCAGCCUGCAUACAGUUAUUCCAAUUCGUCUAUAUAUUCACCUAUACAUAUCUAUUUACUGAAUCAAUUUGGUGUGUGUCUGACUGGGGACGGGGCUCAGCGAUGCCAGCGAUGAAACACGGCGGCGCGAGGCUCAAUCAGUGAAUUUGACUCUCCGUUUCAUUACUGUAACUAACAGACGGAUUAUUUUGCGGCGUCUUCUGUUAGACAGAAAUCCAGCCUUGGACUUGGGGGUGAAGGGUGAACACAAGGGACCAGCCAUCAUGGCCAAUGCUUCCACCGACCUGGACAACGCAGAGGCCCAGCGGCAGCUGAACAACAACAACCGGCCGGCCAGCGGCACCCGGCCGUGCUGGGACACGGACAGCACCAGCGCCAAGCUGUUUGAGUGCUCCCGGAUCAAGGCCCUCGCAGACGAGAGGGACGCGGUCCAAAAGAAGACCUUCACCAAGUGGGUCAACUCCCACCUGUCCCGCGUCUCCUGCCGCAUCGGGGACCUGUACAACGACCUGCGGGACGGCUACAUGCUCACCAGGCUGCUGGAGGUCCUGUCUGGAGAACUGCUGCCCAGACCCACGAGAGGCCGCAUGCGGAUCCACUGCCUGGAGAACGUGGACAAAGCCCUGCAGUUCCUCAAGGAGCAGAGGGUCCAUCUGGAGAACGUGGGCUCCCACGACAUCGUCGAUGGCAACCACCGCCUCACCCUGGGCCUCAUCUGGACCAUCAUCCUUCGCUUCCAGAUCCAGGUGAUCAGGAUUGAGACGGAAGACAACAGAGAGACACGCUCAGCCAAGGAUGCCCUCCUCCUCUGGUGUCAGAUGAAAACUGCAGGGUACCCAGAGGUCAACAUCCAGAACUUCACCACCUGCUGGAAAGAUGGCCUGGCCUUCAACGCCCUCAUACACAGACACAGGCCUGAUCUCAUCGAGUUCCACAAGCUUACCAAAUCCAACGCCACGCACAACCUCCAACAGGCCUUCAACAUCGCAGAGCAGAACCUGGGGCUCACCAAACUCCUGGACCCCGAAGAUGUGAACACGGAGAACCCGGAUGAGAAGUCCAUCAUUACCUAUGUUGUGUCCUUCUAUCAUUAUUUCUCCAAAAUGAAGGCCCUGGCAGUGGAAGGGAAGAGGAUAGGAAAGGUCUUGGACAACGCCAUCGAGGCGGAGAAGAUCAUCGAGCGCUACGAGGCCCUGGCCUCCGAGCUGCUGGAGUGGAUUGAGAAGACCAUCGGCAUCAUCAGCAACCAGAAGUUCGCCAACUCCCUGACUGGGGUGCAGCAGCAGCUCCAGGCUUUCACCACCUACUGCACCAUCGAGAAGCCCAUCAAGUUCCAGGAGAAGGGGAAUCUGGAGGUCCUCCUCUUCACGAUCCAAAGCAAACUCCGAGCCAACAACCAGAAGCCAUACAUGCCCCAGGAAGGGAAGCUCAUCUCCGACAUUAACAAGGCCUGGGAAAGGCUGGAGAAGGCGGAGCAUGAGAGAGGCGUGGCUCUAAGAACAGAGCUGAUUCGCCAGGAGAAGUUAGAGCUCCUUGCCCAACGCUUCGACCACAAGACGACCAUGAGGCAGGCCUGGCUGAACGAGAACCAGCGGCUCGUGUCUCAGGACAACUUUGGCUACGACCUGCCUGCGGUGGAGGCGGCCAUGAAGAAGCACGAGGCCAUCGAGGCGGACAUCUCCUCGUACGAGGACCGCGUGAACGUGGUGGUGGAGCUGGCUGGGGAGAUGGAGGCCGAGGGGUACUACGACAUCCGACGCAUCUCCGCUCGCAAGGAGAACAUCCUGGGCCAGUGGGGCCUGCUGAAGGAGCUGGUGGUGGCCCGCAAGGCCCGCCUGGAGAAGAACUUGUCCCUGCAGAAGACCUUCCAGGAGAUGGUCUACAUGAUCGACUGGAUGGAGGACAUGCAGGUUCAGCUCCUGUCCAAAGAUUUUGGGAAGCAUCUCCUGGAGGUGGACGACCUCCUCCAGAAGCACAGCCUGCAGGAGGCGGACAUCUCCGUCCAGGCGGAGAGGGUCCAGACUCUCAACACGGCUGCCCUCAAGUUCACUACCAUUGAAGGCUACCAGCCCUGUGACCCCCAGGUGAUCUGUAACCGGGUCAACCACGUCAGCACCUGCCUGGAGGAGCUGAAGCAGCUGGCGGGCAAGCGGCGGACGGAGCUGGAGGAGUCGCGGCAGCUCUGGGCCUUCUUCCAGGAGGUGGAGGAGGCCGAGGCCUGGAUCCGGGAGAAGACCUCCAUCCUGGCCACCCAGACCUUCGGCAAGGACCUGAGCAGCGUGCUGCGGCUCCUGCAGAAGCACAAGACCCUGGCGGGCGAGCUGCUGGCCCGCCGCUCCCUGCUGCAGCAGACCAUGAAGAAGGGCAAGCAGAUCCUCACCCAGAAGUGCUUCGGGACCAGCCACAUCCAGGAGCGCAUCAUGGAGGUGAAGGGCGAGUGGAAGCACCUGGAGGACCAGGCCGGCCAGCGCCUCAGCAACCUGCAGGAGGCGCUCAACUUCUUCCAGUUCAACGUGGAGACGGACGACCUGCUGGCCUGGCUGCAGGACACCUACCGGCUGGUGUCCAGCGAGGACUUUGGGCACGACGAGUACUCGACGCAGUCGCUGCUGAAGAAGCACAGGGGGGUGUGCGAGAGCAUCGAGAAGCACCGGGUGCACGUGGUGGCGCUGCGCAAGCACAUGGUGGGGCUGACGCUGCGCUACCGCGAGCUGGACGAGGUGCAGGCGCGCAUGGCCGAGGCCGAGCAGCUCUACACCGAGGUGGCCGAGGUCUCCGUCCUGCGGCAGCAGUGGCUGCACGACGCGCUGGCCGUCUACCGCAUGUUCAGCGAGGUCAACGCCUGCGAGGUGUGGAUCGACGAGAAGGAGCAGUGGCUGGAGAAGAUGGAGAUCCCUGAAGGGCUGGAGGACGCGGAGGUGGUGGCUCACAGGUUUGAGAGUCUGGACCAGGAGAUGAACAGCCUCAUGGGAAGGAUCCUGGACGUCAAUCAGAUCGUUCAGCAGCUGCUGGACGGGGGCCACCCCAGUUCCACGGAGGUGCGGAGCUGCCAGGACCACCUGAACGGCAGGUGGAACUGCAUAGUUCAGCUGGUGGAGCAGAAGAAGGAUCACCUGGACUCCAUCAUGAGAAUCCAGAACUACCUGCUGGAGUGCAAUGAGAUCAAGUCCCAGAUCCAGGAGAAGCGCAAGGCCAUCGACGCCACGCAGUACGCGGGCAGCGACCUGGGCGGGGUCCUGGCGCUCCAGCGCCGCCUCUCCACCAUGGAGGGGGCGCUGGGGGUGCUGGAGCCCAAACUGCUGCACCUCCAGCAGGAGGCGGAGGAGCUGGCCACGGCCCACCCGGGCCAGGCGGUGGAGGUGCUGGUGCAGUUCGAGGGGAUCAGUGUGGAGUGGGAGGAGCUCCGGCGGACGCUGCAGGGCUGCGAGGACUCGCUGACGGUGGCCGGGCGCCUCCAGCAGUUCAUCCAGGACCUGGACGCCUUCCUGACCUGGCUGGUGCAGACCCAGACGGCCGUGGCCUCCGAGGAGCUGCCCAACGCCCUGGAGGACGCCGAGCGCCUCAUCAACCGCCACGCGGCCCUGAAGGAGGAGAUCGGGCGCUACGAGGAGGACUACGAGCGGCUGCAGGCCAUCAACGAGCUGCUGGAGACGGAGGAGGCGCCGCUGCCCUACAUGGCCCUCCAGCAGUGGCUGCAGAAGCUGGACGUGGGCUGGAACAAGCUGCUGGAGAUGUGGGAGAGCCGCAGGGAGGUGCUGGUGCAGGCGCACAUCUUCCACCUCUUCCUGCGCGACGUCAAGCAGGCCGAGGCCUUCCUCAACAACCAGGAGUCCGCCCUGGCCCAUGUGGAGUUGCCCACUACCGUGGAAACAGUAGAGGGCGCCAUCAAGAAGCACAAGGACUUCACCACCACCAUGGAGAUCAACCUGCACCGCAUCAAGGCCGUGAUCGAGGCAGGGGAAAGCCUCAUCAGCCAGGCUAACAUCUACUCAGACCGCAUCCAGGAGCGAGUGGACACGCUCGUCAACAGGAGCGCCCAGAACAGAAGCCUGGCUCAGCAGUGGCUCGACAGACUGAAUGACCAGUGGGAGCUGCAGAGGUUCCUGCAGGACUGCCAUGAGCUGGGCGACUGGGUGGCGGAGAAGAUGCUCAUGGCUCAGGACAGCUCCCGGGACGAGGGGCAGAAGCUGCAUAAGAAGUGGCUGAAGCACCAGGCCUUCAUGGCCGAGCUGGCGCAGAACAAAGAGUGGCUGGACAAGAUCGAGAAGGAGGGCCAGCAGCUGAUCCAGGAGAAGCCGGAGCUGAGCUCCGUGGUGCGGCAGAAGCUGGGGGAGAUUCGGGAAUGCUGGAUGGACCUGGAGAGCACCACCCAGGCCAAGGCCCGACAGCUCUUCCAGGCCAACAGGGCGGACCUGCUGGUGCAGAGCUACACCAGCCUGGACCAGCAGCUGUCCCAGCUGGAGGACCAGCUCUCCACUGUGGACCAUGGCCAGGACCUGGCCAGCGUUAACAAGCAACUGAAGAAGCUCCAGACCAUGGAGUCCCAGAUGGAGGUGUGGUACAAGGAGGUGGGCGAGCUGCAGGCCCAGGCAGCCUCCAUCCCCCAGCAGGGCCUGGUGCGGGAGGCCGUGGGGGAGAGGCAGGCCGUGGUGGAGACGCGCAUCGUGCGCCUCAUCGAGCCGCUCAAGGAGAGGCGCCGCAUCCUGCUCGCCUCCAAGGAGGUGCACCAGGUCAGCCGCGACCUGGAGGACGAAAUCUUGUGGGUGCAGGAGCGCCUCCCCAUCGCCACCACCAGGGAGUACGGGAGCACCCUGCAGGAAGUACAGCAGCUGAUGAAGAAGAACCAGAGUUUGCAGCGUGAGCUGCAGGGCCACCGGGCGCGGGUGGAGGACGUGCUGGAGCGGGCGGGGCUGAUCGCGUCCAUCCGCAGCCCGGAGGCGGACUGCGUGCGGGGGGGCCUGGAGCAGCUGAGGCAUCUGUGGGAGGCGCUGCGGGCGGAGACGGAGCAGCGGCAGCUGGUGCUGGACGCCAUGUACCAGGCGCAGCAGUACUACUUCGACGUGGCCGAGGUGGAGGCCUGGCUCAGCGAGCAGGAGCUGCACAUGAUGAACGAGGAGAGAGGCAAGGAUGAGCCCAGCACCCUUCAGCUGCUGAAGAAGCACCUGGUGCUGGAGCAGACGAUUGAAGACUACGCAGAGACGAUAGGCCUCCUCUCCCAGCAGUGCAGGCAGCUGCUGGAGAUGGGCCACCCAGACAGCGAGCAGAUCAGUAAGAGGCAGUCGCAGAUAGACCGGCUCUACGUGUCGCUGAAGGACCUGGUGGAGGAGUGCAAGUCCAGGCUGGAGCAGCAGUACUGGCUCUACCAGCUCAACCGGGAGGUGGACGAGCUGGAGCAGUGGAUUGCCGAGCGCGAGGUGGUGGCCAGCUCCCCCGAGCUGGGGCAGGACUACGAGCACGUCACGAUUUUGCAGGAGAAGUUCACGGAGUUCGCCUCGGACACGGGGUCCGUGGGCCAGGAGCGGGUGACGGCAGUUAACCAGAUGGUGGACGAGCUCAUCGACUACGGGCACGCGGACGCGGCCACCAUCGCCGAGUGGAAGGACGGGGUGAACGAGGCCUGGGCGGACCUGAUGGAGCUCAUGGAGACGCGGGCGCAGAUGCUGGCCGCUUCGCACCAGCUCCACAAGUUCUUCUCCGACUGCCGGGAGGUCCUGGCGCAGAUCGACGACAAGCAGCGGAGGCUGCCGGAGGUGCAGGCACGCCAGGGAAGCAUGGCCAACACCAGCACCCUGCACAGGCUCAUGCACACCUUCGAGCAGGACAUCCAGCUGCUGGUCACACAGGUGAGGCAGCUGCAGGAGAGCGCCGCCCAGCUGCGGACGGUCUACGCCGGCGAGAAGGCCGAGGCCAUCGCCACCAAGGAGCAGGAAGUGAUGCAUAACUGGAAGGACCUGCUGAGUUCCUGCGAGGAGUGCCGGGUGCAGAUCACCACGGUAACAGACAAGCUGCGCUUCUUUGGCAUCGUGCGCGACCUGAUCAUGUGGAUGGAGAGCAUCAUCUGCCAGAUCGGGACCGGGGAGAAGCCCAGAGACGUGUCCUCCGUGGAGGUGCUGAUGAACUACCACCAGAGCCUGAAGAGCGAGAUCGAGGCGCGGAGCCGGAGCCUGUUCCAGUGUGUGGAGCUGGGCAAGACCCUGCUGGCCGCCCGCAACCCCGCGGCCGAGGAGAUCAAAGACAAGCUGGACAGGGUCAUAGCCAAGCAGAAGGAGCUUACCCAGAAAUGGGACCGGCACUGGGAGGAGCUACAGCACAUGCUGGAGGUGCACCAGUUUGCCCAGGAGGCUGUGGUGGCAGAAGCCUGGCUCACGGCCCAGGAGCCACUCAUCAGCAGCAAAGAGCUGGGCGCCAGCGUGGACGAGGUGGAGCAGCUGAUCCGCCGGCACGAGGCCUUCCGCAAGGCCGCCGCCACGUGGGAGGAGCGCUUCAGCUCCCUGCGCCGGCUCACUAGUGUGGAGAAGUUGAAGGCGGAGCAGAGCAAGCUCCCUCCGACGCCACUGUUGGGGCGGAAGGUGUUUUUGGACCCUCAGGAGACGUCCCCCGCCCGGAGCACCGCCUCCUCCCUGCUGCGGCAGACCAUCUACGAGCAGCCCGAGCCUGCUAUGGAGAAGCACCUCCUGGAGCCGCCCUCAUCGUCCGUGUCCAGGAGGCUGGGCUCCAUGGUCGCCAACUACACGCCCGUCAUGAACGGCUCCAGCUACCGCGGCCUGGAGGCGCGAGCGGGCGGGGCCGGGGUGGGGGUCGCGGUCAGGAGCGGGAUGGGGGCCGCGGUCGAGAGCGGGGUGGGGGCCACAGUGGGGGCCGUGGUGGGGAGCGGCGUGACAGCUUUGGAGGCGAAGGUGGCCUACGUGAGACAGGACCUGAAGCCUGAACGCCUGCAGCCCAAGAUUGACCACAUCCACGAGGCGGUGCGCCCCCUGCUGGAGAUGGAGAGGGAGCGGGACAGAGACAGAGAGAGGGACAGAGGGAGGGAGAGGGAGAGGGAGGGAGAGAGAGACAGAGGGAGGGAGAGGGAGGGAGAGAGAGACAGAGGGAGGGAGAGGGAGGGAGAGAGAGACAGAGGGAGGGAGAGGGAGAGGGAGGUGGUGGCCCCGCCGGCGGUGGUGGUAGCCGAGGUGGUGACCAGGGACCGGGAUCUGCUGAACGGCGAGCCGCCGCAGGGCCGCCGGGGCAGCCGCUCGGACCCGCGCGGGAGCCGCUCGGACCCGCAGAUGGACCACUACCGGCGGCUGGAGCGGGACGCGUCCAGCGAGCUGGAGAUCCAGGCCCGGCGGGACGAGCUGCCGCAGGAGGUGUGGCGGGAGCGGCGCGAGCGGCGGCUGGAGCGCCAGACCUCCAGCGAACAGGAGGGCCCCGCCCUCGAGAGCCGGCGGAGAGAGCGCCACCGGCUGGACCGGCAGGAGUCCAGCGAGCAGGAGACCGCCCGGGAGCAGUCCGACAAGCGGUCCGGCGGCGGGGAGAAGAGGUCCACCAUGGCGGAAAUCGUGGAGCAGCUGCAGGAGAGAGAGGCUGCGCAGGCGCGGGGGGAAGUGCCCCGCCUUCCCAACGGGCUGCCGGAGAAGGCUUCGCGUCCCGACCGGCCGCGGGCCCGGGACCGGCCCAAACCCCGGCGCCGGCCCCGGCCCAAGGAGCCCAGCGGGGGGGAGACGCGGCGGUCCCGCUCGGCACCGGCCCAGAGCAGCCCCGCCGUGCCCCAGCCCCCCUCCCACACGGCCCAGCACGAGGGCUUCCUGUUCCGCAAGCUGGACAUCGACGCCCAGAAGAAGAGCUCCAACAGCAGGUCUUGGGUCAACCUGUACUGCGUGCUUUCCAAGGGAGAGAUCGGCUUCUACAAGGACGCCAAAAACACCGCCACACCUUACAACAGCGAGCCCAUGCUCAACCUGAGCAGCUGCACCUGUGACGUCACCAACGGCUACAAGAAGAAGAAGAACGUCUUCACGCUCAAAACGAAAGAUGGGAGCGAGUUUCUGUUCCACGCGAAGGACGAGGACGACCUGAAGGGCUGGAUCGCGAACAUCACCGCCAGCAUCUCCGAGCACGAGGAGAUCGCGAAAUGGGGUCAGCCUCAGCCCACUACCUCUUCCACCGACGAGGGCACGCGGCGGGACGGCAGCAAGGCCGAAAAGUCGGAAAAGGGGGAGCGGUCCGACCGGGGGGACAAGGCGGAGAAGGGGGACAGGUCGGAAAGGUCGGAGAAGGGGGAGAGGCCGGAGAAGGGAGGGAGAACAGACAAGCGCUCCAGCACGUCGGGGAAGAAGAAAUGAGGGCGGAGUCACGUGUGGGGGGCGGGGUGGGGGUGUGGCUUACCGGAAGCCGGGAUUUGUCCUGUCCGUCCGGCCCCACCCCCCACCCUCCCUCGAUGUGGAUCAAUGCUGAAAAUAACGUCGAAAAGGAAGCAGGGCAAACGUGCGGGAUUACCGGGGAACACGUGCUCGCACGCCCGUCCCCUCCCUCUCUCUCUUUCUCUCUGUGGCUCCGAGGACUUGCUCCACACCAAGCACCAGCUCUCGUUGCGCCGCCACUCUCCGCUUCUGCCCCCGGGCAGUUAGAGCCCCCCCCUAGUGGUCGUGGCUGGACACUGCAUCACAGCCAGGGUGGUAGGCUAAGACAGAAAUACCCCGUACAAAAAGGUUGUUGUGACAGGAAUUAAGUUAAAGUAGCUCAUUAAGAAUGUUUCCUUUCAAAUGACCUGUAUCUAAAUGUACCUAUUUAGCUUCCUGUCUGUCUAUCUAUCUAUUUAUAUGUCUAGACAUCAUAUCUUAUAAUCCCAAGCAACAUUGAAUGAAAUGCCAAAAUGUUUUAAAAAGCUGGCUUUUUUUCUUUUGGAAAAUUCCUGUUUGUUGCCCCCUCUCUUCUUUUACCCUCUGCUCUAUCUCGUCGUCACCCCCCAUCCCCCCCUUGUAAUUCCCUUGUUGCUUAGUAACUCCAUAUGAGGGCUCAGGCACUUCUGCACCUAUUCCUCCGAGGUCCACAAGGCGCCAUUUUGACUAGAGAGGGAAUGGGACAGGAAGCUCGGGGCUUUCAAACAGGAAGGCCUGCAGUGUGAGCGAAGCAGCUGCGCGCGGUUCUCUCUGCCAGGUGUGGUGGGCUGGCACGAAGAAGGGUUUCAGUGCCACCUGGUCUUCCGGCAUCCCGAGCCAAACUUGGGUCUGUGGUUGAGAAGAGCAUUGUUAAUGAGCAGAAGACAACCUCAACCCCCAGUAUGGCUGCUGUCUCUUUGCUGGGGUACAGGAUGGAGAGGGGUAUCUCUGUCACCCCCUCAGAGGGGGUCCGCAGGUCAAGAGUGGUCCGUCUGUCCGUGUUACCCCAUUUGUGUCACGUCUGAUUUUCUCGAAGACCUCAUUCUCAGAAGGAUGAAAAGCAUGUCUGAGUAUCGCUGUUCACCUCGGCCAGGGUCUCAUAGCUCAGGUUCUGUUUGAUUAUUCGUGUUCUCAGUUACUCUUAGUCUUCCAAACAUGGCCGAAAUCUCUCUGUAGUAAGGCGUCGCCUCCACUGGGAGAACAAGCGAGGUUUUAGGUUUUUUGCGGGACGGGGCUGUUCAGAUGACCCCAGCAUCUCACAGGAAACGCAAAGCAUUGUGGGAGACCAGAUAGCGCCCCUGACAGGUGUGGGCACAGAUAUCUUCGGGAGAGGCACAUCCUGUUCCUCUGGGCUGGGUGGGGAAAUGUCCCUCUUGCUGGAUGGUUUUUACCGCAGUUUAUCUCUGUUGAUAUGCAGCCACAAUGAGGAUAAGUGUGAGAAAUGGUGCUUUAUUGUGGAUGUAGGUGAUUGUUUCAUAGCCAAUAGCUUCUGUGUAUUAUGACUUGCGGUUGUUAGGUUGGCGCGUAUGGCUUCUCACAAAUAGCACAGCAGCACCGUGUGCGGCAGGCUUUUCACGGCCUGAAACUGUGUGCGACUAGUUUGCCUCUCUUUUACGACCGUUAUUAAGGAACAAACCCUUUCAGCUUUCCCUUUAUUGCCCUUUACCUCAUUAUGUCAGCUGGUGAACUGCUGGCAGAACAUUCAGAGCUCACAGUGAGAACUACAGCAAAAUAGGGGGAGGUUAACACCAAGGGUUAGCUCCAUGGGUUAGCACCAAGGGUUAGCUCCAUGGGUUAGCACCAAGGGUUAGCACCAUGGGUUAGCGCCAUGGGUUAGCAUCGAGGCUUAGAACCAUGGGUUAGCACCAAGGGUUAGCAUCAAGGGUUAGCACCAUGGGUUAGCACCAAGGGUUAGCAUCAAGGCUUAGAAUCAUGGGUUAGCACCAAGGGUUAGCAUCAAGGGUUAGCACCAUGGGUUAGCACCAAGGGUUAGCAUCAAGGCUUAGCACCAUGGAUUAGCACCAAGGGUUAGCGCCAUGGGUUAGCAUCAAUGGUUGGCACCAUGGGUUAGCACCAUGGGUUAGCGCCAGGGGUUAGCACCAAGAUUGGCGUCGUUCUAGAAUGCAAUGCAACUGUAUGACUGCAAAGAUGUACAAGAAUAAAGAUUUGGUUUUGACAAGGGGUGUGGAAUAUCUGGAAUAAUAUCAAAGGGAUUUGUGACAUUUUACAUACAUAAUAGAUUUCUCAAGUGGAUUGUAACUUUAGAUUCUCUUAGUUCGGUCAUGGAGUAUGCAUUCAUAGACAUAAUUAUGCGCAAAAGCUAAACUAAUGCAAACUAACGCAUGCAGGAUAUAAGGCUGUGGUCCUCACUGGCUUUUUUUGUACAAAUUGUCAUGUGAACAUGUUGACAUAUAUGGCACAAUAAUCCACCUGCACACAAGCUACAUAUGCGCUAUAUGCUGAGGGGAGGGUGAGACCACUUAAAUGAGCUAGAUUCACUGAGCUUAAACUGAAGGGCAUGUAACAUUGAAUGGUUGGACUAUACUGUAGUUUAGGCAGAAAUUAGGUAGAACUUAGGCAGCAACGUGUUGCCCAGUGCUGGCUUUCUGUGUGAUGUUCACUCUUUUUUUACCUUCCAUGUGUUGGAUGUUGAUGUCUCUGUACAGCCUGUUAGGUUUUGAAAGGCAGAAAUGUUUUAUUCUGUUAAAUGCAGUUUGGAUUCUUACAUGCCUAGGAUUUUGCAGUAGCUAAAGGUCAAAGUUCAAAAAAAAGUAUGCAACCGAUGCUGAGGUUAAACAUACUGGGAGGCGCUUUCUGUCUGCUGUGGAUGCGACCUGUUUCUGCGAGUCACACAAAAAGGUUUUCACCGUUCAGGAGUUACAUAGUGUAAGAUCGUUGGCCCUGAAAUUGCAGGACCAUGGUAACGUUACUGGGCUGGCCUGAGAAGCGGUGCUCUCUCUUGCAUCGUGCUUACGCACUGUGCUGCAAAGCGUGACCUCUCGCUGCCCAUCCCGGGCCUGUGUGUGUCCAACCCCCACCCCAGUAUGGAAUGCCCAUCUGUCUGCAUCCGCAGCAGCAUUCCAUGUGCAAACCACCCGCCCCAGCAUUCCGUGUGCAAACCACCCGCCCCAGCAUUCCGUGUGCAAACCACCCGCCCCAGCAUUCCGUGUGCAAACCACCCGCCAAUUCAGGAGCGCUGAGGCACCCGCAGUUCUGCCCUGAAACACGUGGGGUCGCCAGCUACUUCUUUUCGCAUCUCAGACCUCAGCUGAGCUCUCACAGGGCGGAGUCAUAGGAAGACCUUUCGCAUGCCACUUUUUAUGCAGUCUUACUGGCGCCCUUUUGGCCAGCGGGAGUUGCUUAAGAGCGAUGAAACGCGGAUCCCUUCCCGUAACCUGGGUGACAAAGGCGGCAGUCACAUCUCGCCCUUAUGGAGGUACUGACCGCAGUCGCCGCUGGCAUGGUCCGGGAUUGAUCCGCGCCCGUGAGGCUCACCCAUGCACCGCAGCAUGGUGCCUUAACCGAAUGAGCCGUCCGACAGACUAACUCUUGGAACUUUCGAUUUCAUUCUUUUCUUUUCUCGAAAAAAGCUGCCUGACCAUAAAUAAGACAUCACUUUUGGGUUUCGAACGGGAUACCAUUGUUUCCCACCAUUCUUUACGAAAAACAGGGAAGAAAACACAUGUCCAUGUGGUUGGGCUUUUUAAACUGUUUUUUUUUUUUUUGUUUGUUUGGAAAUAAUGCUACCUUUUGCUUUUCUGAUUUAUAUUGUCACUGGUACGAAUUCUGAUUUGUAAAUGCAGUAUUCUUUCGUAUAGCUGAUGUUAUUCAUUAGAACUACUUUGCUACGAUUGCUGAAGAAGAAGAAGAAGCUAAAGGAAAACAAUAAUAGUUGGCAAAAGAAUAGAGAAUUUAUGCAACUUUUCCUUUGCACUAAAAUGCUACCCCAUUGCACAGCACUAAUUCCCUGGGAGCGGUGGUGCGGCAGGGUCUGUGUGAGGUGAAGGUUAGCUGUGAAGGUGUGGUCACCUGGGGCAGAAGCUCCAUGUCCUCUCUGUGUCUCGGACCCCGUUGCGUACAUUGUGCUUAGCGGCGCACGGUUAAGUCACUGAACUAUCUCUUAGCCUCGUGCGCUUGGCUGGAACUGGAGUGAAUCUAGCCGUUCCCUCUGUGGAAAAUGUCGUUAUCUGAAAACGUCUGUCUGUUGCAGUAUUGUAUUUAUUGUUCCUUUUUUGUAACUAAGAUUCACGUGUUAAACGCAUUGCUUUCUCCAGCUGCUAUGCCGGAGGAGAUUGUUCUAAGCAGCACUUAAUGACUUUAAGUGAGCGACACCCGGACCGCAUGUGGGGAUGUGUGGGGGUUAGUCCCUAGCAGCCUGUUGAGAGUGAAGCAGGUCUCUGGACCUCUUCCACUGCAUCAUCUUCCUCUCUGUCUUCCUCAGCAUAAACUCAGCCUGUGAUCUUCUCUCCGAAACACAUACCAGUCAGAGGUUAUGGCCGAUCAAGAGAAAGCACAAUUUUUAUAAAUACGUGACAGACACACGGGGAGCGUUUUUUACUUUUAAAACCAUAUACUCUCCAAGCAAAAUCAACACGCAGAAGAGGCUGUACAUGUGCAGUGUUGUUUGCACUGCGUCAUUGUUUAUUUUAUUUAAUUUUUGUAUUUUUUAUUUUUGUUAGGGGUAAGGUGAAAGUCCUCCACUGGCAGAGUGAAGGGUUGUAGAACAUGCUCAGAGGGGCUGUGGACUUCAUUUCCCAUCAGCACCUCUGAACCGUUAUGGCAGGCUGACCUCUCCACAGAACCCUAUCCUACAGGAAUAAGCCACACUUGUGUAGAUAAUCACCAAGUGCAGCCUGGGAUGCACUUCCUUCCUUUUCCUGGAAAAGCCACUGUGCUCUGUCCUGAAACCGAUAUCAGCCUAGGUGUGUGGGAGUGUAGUUUCUUUCCUUUUGCCUUUUAAUUUGUUCUAAUAUUAUCCUGCGUUUAUUCUGUGAUGGGAGGUGUUCGCUGCGGUCGGCCGGCUAAAUGAAGCCUCCAGCCUACAGCAGCUGUGUUCUUCUGGUGUUUCCUCUGAACUGGACCGGCCUUCGAUAUCCGUUCCUCUCCCCGGAUAGACCCUACAGCACCACUGAUCUUCAGUGAACUACUGAUAUUUUGCAAAGCUCAACAGCUUGCCAGUCUGUAUAAAAUGUAAUUGCUUAAGAUAUUUUCUGUAAAGAAGAAAAAAUAACUUUUUCAUUUGUUUUCAUUUUUCAGCUGUGAUACCGAAGGGGAAGUUUGUGACUUUUAACAAAUUUAAUGAUCGGAUUACAUAAAGGGGGGUGGGGGGGGGGGGAUUUGUAAAAAAUAUAUAUAUAAAGAGGACAAAAUUCAGGACAAAAGGUUGCAUGAAUUAUUAGGGAGACCCUACUAUGAAACUGCUGUGCAUGUUUUUAACAGUCCAACCCCUCGCUAUACAAUCACUGUACAAUACUGGGGUGACACCUGUAAGUACAUGGAAAUAAUGAAUGAAUGAAUAAUUAUGUAAAAAUAGAUCAAACUUAAGAUCAUUGCCUCUGUACAGUUAUCUCUGUGAAUUGACAAAUACAAGUUGUGAUAUGUCAGAA